AAAUUUCAAAUUAAAUUGAACAGUUCAGAUAUAAAAGGUUAUUUAUCCUGAAUAAUUUCUUGACAAUAUUAUUUUGAAAAAUAACAGCAGCCGUGGGUAUGAAGAUCCUUCUCGUAAAAAAAAAAAAAAAAGAUUAUAUAAUUCGAAAAUUAGACAUGUUACAUUUGAUAAAAUUAAUUAACGUGUUAGUUUGCACUUUUAACAAGCAAAAGUACGAUUAUAUAAUAAUUAGAGUAGUGGGGUGCCUACUUACUCGGUACCAUUACCAAUAAUGAUGCCACAAAAUAUUAUUAAUGAAACAAGUAACAACUUCAUGCAGGUCUACAAAACGCUGUCGCUCAAUCCAACUCCACAAUUAUCCUCCUCCUAAUAAUCCCCAUAACCACCCCAACAAACCAACAAACAAACAAACAAACAAACGGCCAAAAACGCAGACCCACUCCUUACACUCUCCGACCACCACCAACUCCCCCAUGGGCCUGCCCGGAAAGUCCGCAAACAAUGAUCCCGAUUGCGAGAGCUCUUUCCUUCUAUCCACAGUCUCUGAAAAUAUACCAAAAGACAGUUUUAACCUUGUUUACAUAAUAUAUUUCACUCUAGGCCUUGGCUAUCUUCUCCCAUGGAACGCCUUCAUUACCGCCGUUGAUUACUUCUCCGCCAUCUACCCAGGCGUCUCCGUUGACCGUGUUUUCGCUGUGGCUUAUAUGUUAGUGAGUCUUUGUUGUCUUUUGGUUAUUGUGUUUUAUGCACACAAGUCUGAUGCUUACUUUAGAAUCAAUGUGGGUUUGGUUCUUUUUGUUUUGGCUCUUUUAAUUGUUCCCGUUAUGGAUGCUGUUUAUAUCAAAGGUCGAGUCGGGUUGUAUAACGGGUUUGAUGUUUCGGUUGGGGCUAUUUCUUUAGCGGCUUUGGCUGAUGGUUUGGCUCAAGGUGGGUUGAUUGGCGGUGCUGGUGAAUUGCCUGAAAGGUAUAUGCAAGCUGUUGUUGCCGGUACUGCUGGUUCUGGGGUCCUUGUUUCAUUUCUGAGGAUCAUAACCAAAGCUGUAUAUACACAAGAUGAACAUGGCCUUAGAAAAAGCGCAAAUCUCUAUUUUUCUGUUGGGAUUGUCGUUAUGAUAUUAUGUAUCAUCUUUCAUAAUGUGGCACAUCGACUUCCAGUUAUUAAGUACUAUAGAGAUUUGAAAGUUCAGGCUGCAAAUGAGGAAAAGAAGGAAAAAGGGUCUCUAAGUGGAGCUCAGUGGAGGUCAACCGUAUGGGAGAUUGUUGGGAGCGUCAAGUGGUAUGGUAUUGGAAUCCUGCUCAUCUAUAUUGUGACUUUAGCAAUAUUUCCAGGGUAUAUAACAGAGGAUGUGCACUCUGAGACUCUCAAGGACUGGUACCCAAUUCUUCUUGUUACUGGCUACAAUUUGUUUGACUUGGUUGGUAAAUCCUUAACUGCAGUCUAUUUACUGGACAAUGAAAAGGUUGCCAUUAGUUGCUGUUUAGCAAGAUUCCUCUUUUUUCCUCUCUUCUUAGGUUGCUUGCACGGUCCCAAAUUCUUCCGAACAGAGCUCCCAGUAACAAUCCUGACUAGUCUAUUGGGUCUUACUAACGGCUAUCUGACCAGUGUAUUGAUGGUUUUGGCUCCCAAAGUCGUUCCAAUACAGCAUUCAGAGACUGCUGGGAUAGUGAUUGUGUUGUUCCUAGUUAUUGGUCUGGCUGCUGGAUCAAUUGUAUCUUGGUUUUGGGUAUUCUGACAUCAAUACAAGUUGAAUGAAAUCUGCAGCCCCUUCCAUGAUGUGGAUUAAGGUAGGUUAUGGAAACAGAAGUCUGCAUUCUUUAAACCUUUGUAAACUCAAUGAAUUGUUAAUAUUAAUUGUUUCAAUGCAUUUCAUGUUGAAUUAUAA
Ricinus communis (castor bean) is the source of this 1883-nucleotide messenger RNA. RefSeq names its product equilibrative nucleotide transporter 1. The record is from RefSeq and is a predicted model, not a curated record. Gene Ontology annotation, biological process: nucleoside transmembrane transport. The coding region runs from base 294 to 1733 and encodes 479 amino acids. NCBI's taxonomy places the organism in Eukaryota, Viridiplantae, Streptophyta, Magnoliopsida, Malpighiales, Euphorbiaceae. Gene Ontology annotation, molecular function: nucleoside transmembrane transporter activity. Gene Ontology annotation, cellular component: plasma membrane. The transcript is spliced from 2 exons.